AUGAAUGUAAGGAAUAUGAGAGAAUCCCGAGGAGAAGAUUCACUUGACCACCUCAAAUUCCUUGUCCCACGCGCUCGCUCGCGUCUCCUGAGCAGCUCCUGUCCCUGUCAGGGCCUCGAACUCCACUCUCCUAUCAACUCUAGUGUUAUUUUUUUUGGAGUCCGCAAAGGAACAACACACACAGCGAGAAAUCGAGUGGUUGGCUGGUGACAAUGGCAAAUAUUAUAUAUAGAAGGUUGCUGUUAGCUUCGAGGUUCAAGUCUUUUUGGUUCUAGAUUAUCGAGGGGAAAAGACAAAUCGGCAUUCUCCUCUUUUCCACCUUUUCUUUUGGUGUUUUGAUUCUUUGGAUUUUGGAUAGUCCACCAAUCUGAGUGCCAGAAUUCACUUGUUAGUAGUUUGCACUUUGCACGUCUAUGGACUUUCAUGUAUGGUGAAUUUCUUUGGUUAUUCAUCAGUGCUGGUGGGUAAGUAGUGCAGACUAGCUCAACUUAAAUAUCUGUAUGGUAACUGAGAAAAUGACGCAAAAGGUUUGAUGGUUUUUUUUCCUUUUGGUUUUUACAUUUGCUCUGGCUCGACUAAUCUUACUGGCUUUAGUGGGUUUUGUUGUUUGCUCAGUAUCUUACUCUCCUGUCCUAGUUUCUGCUACAUUUCUUGCCACAUUUCUUCCCUAUCAGUUGGUUCUCUUACUGAGAAAAUGAUGUUCGGUUGCUGGGAACAUAAUACAAGUUUUGGUUCUUGUGUUGGUUCUAUUACUCUGGCUUAAUGAGCUUGAUGUUUCCAAUGGGUCUUAUUUAUUGCUGCGUAAACUGCUCUCCAGUACCACUUUCCUACACAUUUUCGUUUUCCAUUAAAUUUUCAGUAACCAAACCUACCGUAUAAGCUUCUGUCAUCUUAUUAUAUUAGUGUUUUCCUUCUUGCAGGCUUCUCUGCGGCCAAAGUUUUGUAAGAGUUCACUUGGAAAUUGUUUGAAUGCCAAGAAAUGUGAAAGCCCUAGACGCUUCUAGUCGUUAUUGAUAAUCACAGGACGGCUUUUUUCGUUUAUUUUCUCAUAAUCUUGAGCUGGGAACAAGCUAUGGUGGUAUUUUUACUUCUUGGUGCAACAGGACCACCGAUUAAAAGAAGAAAGGGUUUAAGGAUCAAGCAAGCUGGUCGAGGUUCAUACAGGGGAAGCUAGUUGCAGCUUUCGGGUUUCUGCUGUAAUAUUUCACCUUGGAAGAUCCAUAGAUGGAAGCCACUUCUAUGAUGAAGUUGCUGAAGAGCUUUUGUGAUUGCUCACAUUGGAAUUAUGCUGUAUUUUGGAAGCUUAAUCACCAUUUUCCAAUGACUUUGACCUGGGAAGACGGAUACUAUUGUGAUUUGCAAACCAAUGAGGCUGUGGAAAAUAUGUGGACGGAGGUGGCUUCUUCAAGUUGUGAAACUAUACGUAGUUCUGAAGAGAGUUCUGUUAGAUUACUCAUGACUGAAAUGUCUCGUCUGAAGUACAUAUUGGGAGAGGGGGCUGUCGGCAAAAUAGCUCUUACUGGAGAUCAUUGUUGGAUUUUAUUUGAGGAUAUUCUUACUGGUAAAUUCCAGACUAAGUUGAAAAAUGAGUGUCUAAAUGAAUGGCUUCUUCAAUUUGCAUCAGCUAUCAAGACUAUCGUACUGGUACCCGUUCUUCCACAAGGAGUUUUGCAAUUCGGCUCAUUCAAAGCGGUUGCCGAAGAUCUGGUCUUUGUUGCAAAUGUCAAGGAGAAAUUCAAUUUCUUUCAUCAUGCAACAGCAGAUACUCUGACAUUGAGCUCAGAUGAAAAUAUUCACUAUUGGUCAUUCUCGGCUCUAACAAACUGUCCUCUAGAUAAUUCUGAUGUAUCAUCUCUUACAAACACUAUCCUGACACGUGAACUUUUUGGUGGCAAUUCACUUACUAUAAAUGAACUGAGGUUGAAUCCAACUGUCCCAUUGUCUAUUCCGGUCGAAAGUGGUUCCAGGUCCAGGAAAAAUGAGACCAUUCCCCCAUCAACUGGGGUGUCAAAUGAUGCUGGUCAGGUGGAAAUCAAAUCAAACCGAAUGGAAGAAGUGAUAGGGACCUGUUCUCCAUGUGUCAAUAACGUGGGAGUAUUUGGACAGACAUCUGAAGGACAAUUUUCUUACUCUCACAAUGACAUGGCAGAACAAUUUGGAGAUACUGACACUGAUCAUGAAGAAUGUAAUAAGGUGGAUAGUUUCAAUUUUCCAUUGGAUUCUGAAUUACACAAAGCACUAGGGCCUUUUACUAAUAGACAAACUUCUGAACCUGGGUUGGAAUAUUUAUCUGCUGAGGAUACUUACAGUGCUAGCUCCACGUCGAUAUCUGGUGAAAAAGAGCUCGGUCAUAUUAGGGGCAUAAAAUUUUCAGAGGGACACAAAUCAGAAAAUCUUUUGGAUGCAGUUCUUGGCAAUUUAUCCAGUGCCUCUGGUGAUUCUUCAUCGACUUUGCCAACCGUGUUUACUGCUUCCAUUCAUCCACAAAGUCAUUCUGAGGGAAGCACUUUGAUUGCGUAUAAUGGUGAUUCUAGUAGCCAUCUUCCAUCUGCAUUUGGGGCCAACAUAGAUGAAUGUACUGACCUUCUUACGUUGGCAUCUUUGGAUGACAAUUCAGGCAUAUUGCUUGAUGGGGCACAGCAGGAAUCUGUUCAUGUUCAUAGGCAGCCUAACAGUGGAUCGAAACACCCUAGUAUUGGCAAGAAAAGAGCCCGUGCAGGAAAUACACCAAGGCCAAGACCAAGGGACAGACAGUUGAUCAUGGACCGGAUGAAGGAGCUGAGGGAACUUGUCCCAGAUGGUGCCAAGUGCAGCAUUGACAACCUCUUAGAUCGGGCCAUAAAGCACAUGCUAUACUUGAGAGAAGUAACAGACCAGGCUGAGAAAUUGAAACAGUUUGAGCAUAAAGAGGUGCCCGAGCUGAAGCAGAAAAUCAAUGGCAAUCAUACUGGGAGGAGUUGCGCAAUUGACUUUGGCAGUGAACUCCAAGUCUUCCCCAUAGUCAUAGAAGAUCUUGAAUGCCCUGGCCACAUGCUUAUAGAGGUGAUAUGCAGUGAGCAUGGACUUUUCUUUGAGAUUGCCCAAGUGAUUCGACAGCUGGAGCUUACCAUAUUGAAAGGUGUUUUAGAAAGCAGUUCAAGCACUGCCUUGGCCCGUUUCAUUGUUGAGGUUCCCAGAGGUUUUCACAGAAUGGAUGUUCUGUGCCCUUUGUUGCAUCUUUUGCAGACUGGAACAAGCUCUGUCACAUAGAAUUUGAUCUAUUUCAUCUGCAUAUAACGAAGAAUGCAUAUCCUGUCAAAAGUUUGAAAUGGCACAGAUCCUGUAGCUGGUUGUAUAUAUAUAUCGCCUACUUAAUAUCGUGUUAUUCAAGGCAAGAUUCAAGCAGUCGGCCUCAAUGUUUAAUUGUUAGCUGCAUUAAUUCUUGACAGAUCUACAUCCUGUAUAUUAUGAUUAUGAAGCCUUUCCAUCAGAACAGUUUUUAUGGCUUAGAAGUACAAUUUAUUUCCGGAUCUCGGCGGAACAUUUAUGAUCCCUUAUUCUGUCA
This is a messenger RNA of Prosopis cineraria, 3544 nucleotides long. RefSeq names its product transcription factor EMB1444-like. The transcript is spliced from 10 exons. Gene Ontology annotation, biological process: regulation of DNA-templated transcription. Bases 1225 to 3249 code for a protein of 674 amino acids. NCBI's taxonomy places the organism in Eukaryota, Viridiplantae, Streptophyta, Magnoliopsida, Fabales, Fabaceae. Gene Ontology annotation, molecular function: protein dimerization activity; DNA-binding transcription factor activity. The record is from RefSeq and is a predicted model, not a curated record.